AGCAAAUAACCGGAAAGAGUCACGUGCUCGUUCUAUGGCUUCCCGUAGUUCCCGUCCCAAUCCGUACCUCUUGUGGAAAUAUGUAUGGAGGUGGGGGGCUUACAUAGGUACACUAGUACCCUCCCCCCUUCCCCCCGCAACAACACCAUUCGCCAUCCUUAGGCAAGUCUCAACCGCCUAACCUUUUUACGUGCCCUUCUCAUGUACCAUCGACGUCACAUAACCACCAUAUCAUAAUGCGCGUUUAUUAAGAUAAAAAUAAAGAUAAAUCCAAGUUAUACUAGGAAAUAUGUUUCAGCCAAAUCCAGAAGAUCGUCUUCAUCUUCGAAUGCACCGCGCCCGUUCGGUCAUUCUCACAACCCAAGAGCUGGUAGAGAUCCGAGCUGCUCAGAGGACCUUUGAAGGGGCUUAUAUGCGGACCGCUCUCUCGCAGUUCAGCUUUGCUCUAAUCAUACUCAAGAUCUUCACCUCGGAAUUUUACGCCAUAGGCGCUCUCUUCGCCGUUUAUGGUGCGGCAGUCUUACUAUGCUCCGUAUAUCGUCGGUACCAGGGUAACACGCAGUUUUUUACCUUGACCGCUAACGAUGGCGAGGUGAAAAACAAGUUCCGCACCAGCGGUAAUAGCGUCCUGCUCCUUACCUUUCUAAGUAUCGGGGCUUAUGUUGGUCUAAUGGUUCUAACUUGGCAACUGGAAGGGUGAAGAAUGAUGACUAGAAACCUACAAAGUCUCAAAGCUCGAAACGGAACCCUGCAUCAUCUGCUGGCUAUCAUUUCCAAUACGUUUCCAGGAUUAGUAACGCCUCUUAAAGUAGAUAGUCGCCGGUCUUUGGUCUUUUCGGUGGGAGUAUGCUAGACCGAGGUGUUGUACAAUGGUGUAGGUAACGUCAGCUUACGCAACUAUUAUGGUAGAGCACACGGCAUAUAAAAUAAUGGAGCAUCCAGACGGGAUAUUUAUUGUGCAUCUAAGACAUCAUAGGCACGAUGACGCCGAAGAGAGCUCGCGCUGUAUUGCUGUGUAACGAGUAACGAGUAAUCUCGCCAAACUCCCAGACAUAUCCAGGUUGUGUUACUGGUUAUGGCCUUUACAUCCCGGGCCAAUGCCAGUUGUGUGGUAAUAAAUGUAUAUACAGUCGGAUAAUAAUCUUUUGCGAUGUUUGUAGGCGAA
Daldinia loculata is the source of this 1165-nucleotide messenger RNA. RefSeq lists its product as uncharacterized. NCBI's taxonomy places the organism in Eukaryota, Fungi, Ascomycota, Sordariomycetes, Xylariales, Hypoxylaceae. Bases 290 to 700 code for a protein of 136 amino acids. The transcript is spliced from 3 exons. The record is from RefSeq and is a predicted model, not a curated record.